GUGAAACUUGAAGUGCGUGCUGACCUGUCACAUUCAACCUUGCUAUUCUUCGGUGUAGGUCCUAGUGAUGCAUCUCCAGAUGAAGGAGUAGUAGAAGAUCUGCCUUUAAUAGAUGAGAAGGCUGUGGAGCAGCUAACUGAAGGAUUGAUUUCUCAUUAUCUACCUGAUCUUCAGCGAUCAAAAUCAGCACUACAGGAACUUACACAGAACCAAGUGGUAUUACUAGAAACAUUAGAACAAGAAAUCUCAAAAUUCAGAGAGUGUAACUCUAUUCUUGAUAUCAAUGCUUUGUUUUCAGAAGCUAAACACUAUCACAACAAGUUAGUGAAUAUUAGAAAUGAAAUGAUGAUGCUGCAUGAGAAGACGUCAAAGUUAAAAAAAAGAGCACUUAAGCUGCAACAAAAGAGGCAGAAGGAAGAACUGGAACGAGAACAGCAACGUGAGAAGGAACUUGAAAGAGAGAAGCAGUUAACAGCAAAACCUGCUAGGAGGACAUGAAAGCAGAGCGUGCAACUACUUGUCCAAAUUAAUCAUUUCUGCAUUCUCUAGAACUGAGGCAGACUUUGCUUAAACUGCGCUAUAGUUGUUACUAGCAACAGUCUACUCUAUGAUGUUGUAAAUUCCAGAAUGGUAAUAAUAGGGUUGGUAACAUGCAAUUUUUCUCAUUUCAGCCAUUCAAGUUGCUCUCUUUUGUAAUGCUAUGCAGUUUGAUAUUAUGAUGAUGUAAGUUAAUUUUAUA
Molecule: messenger RNA, 739 nt
Organism: Pelecanus crispus (Dalmatian pelican)
Lineage: Eukaryota; Metazoa; Chordata; Aves; Pelecaniformes; Pelecanidae
Source: RefSeq, a predicted model, not a curated record